CCACUGUUCCCCCGUCUCUUCACAUUUUCACAUCUGAAGAAAAUGUCAGUCCCUGGCUCAUCUGAGACUAAUGAGUCUACGAUUGUGGUCAUUGGGUAUGCUUUCAUUACGAAGUCCUCCCUAAAUCCCCUGCUAACACUAACGUCCCAGUGCUGGCAUCAUCGGUCUUACCAGCGCCCUCAAGAUCCAACAACUAACCGCCGACUCACCAUCAACUUCAGUCCUCCUCGUCGCAAAAGAAUGGCCAACUUCAAUCCCCGGUGCACCAACAACUCACUCUGCAGACUAUGCUUCCAUGUGGGCUGGCGCUCACAUUCGACCCAUCCCCGCCUCAACGCCACAGUUGCGUCGUGAAGCCAAGUGGGUGAAACACACUGUCGCUGAGCUUCAAAACCAUCAACAGACUGAACCUUGGGUUGGGAUCAGACGUCUUCCGGGGAUUGAGUAUCUUGAGGACCCUUCGCCUGAAUAUUUGAAGCAAGAUGCGCAGAGCUUUGCAAACGAGACUGGACUGCCGGGAUAUCGAAAGUAUGAAGCGCAUGAGCUACCUGAGGGUGUAAAAUUGGGAUUUGAGUAUGAGACGUAUUGUAUCCAUGCGCCGUUGUAUACUGCUAGCUUGCUGCGCAAGUUUAUUGUACAGGGUGGAAAGACACUGCAGAGGGAUCUGAAGAGUGAAUGGGAGGCUUUCAUCCUGGCACCUAGUGUCAAGCUAGUCGUGAAUGCGAGUGGGAUGGGCUUUGGAGAUAAGAAGUGCUUCCCCAUCAGAGGUCAAACAGUGCUGACCAACCUUACCGCCGCCGACAAAACAAUCACAACUCAAAAGAAAGACGGCACAUGGAGCUUUAUAAUUCCUCGUUCCUUCAAUGGAGGAACAGUCAUUGGCGGUACCAAAGAAGUGGGAAACUGGCAGCUCGAACCAUCACAAGAAACACAGAGUCAGCUACUGAAAGCUGCUCAGCCAAUCAUACCACAGGCAUGCGACAAGAAACAGACACCCGAGACGAUAAAAGUUAUCAAAGAUGUCGUUGGACGAAGGCCAGCUCGCGAGGGUGGUAUGAGAGUCGAAACUGAAGCUAGGGAUACUACAUGGGGCGUCAAGCAUGCCAUUCAUGCUUAUGGGGCUGGAGGACGAGGAUUCGAACUGUCUUGGGGUGUUGCGAGUGAAGUGGCUGAACUUGCGAGCGAGAUAUUGGAAUCGCAAUCUAGUGUUAGACCGAAACUGUAGAAUCUGGGGAUCUUGGUGGGAGUUUGUGUGAUUCGGGAUAGUGAUGGGAAUGAUUUGGCUUCCUAUGCCGAGCUUCGGCCAAUGUUACUGACUGACCGAUCGUGCAUUAUGAUAGUCUUCGCAUUACCUCACGAAAAUGGGGGAAUUACUUGGCAGAUCGCUUCUAAAAUCAACACCAUGUCAAGUGCGCCCUUAAGCAGGUG
Molecule: messenger RNA, 1428 nt
Organism: Fusarium oxysporum Fo47
Lineage: Eukaryota; Fungi; Ascomycota; Sordariomycetes; Hypocreales; Nectriaceae
Product: FAD-dependent oxidoreductase
Exons: 2
Coding region: 296-1225 (309 amino acids)
Molecular function (GO): FAD binding; D-amino-acid oxidase activity
Source: RefSeq, a predicted model, not a curated record